Myiozetetes cayanensis is the source of this 3437-nucleotide messenger RNA. It is a transcript of the gene MCM3, whose product is annotated as minichromosome maintenance complex component 3. The transcript is spliced from 18 exons. Gene Ontology annotation, cellular component: MCM complex; nucleus. Lineage: Eukaryota; Metazoa; Chordata; Aves; Passeriformes; Tyrannidae. Gene Ontology annotation, biological process: double-strand break repair via break-induced replication; DNA strand elongation involved in DNA replication; DNA replication. Gene Ontology annotation, molecular function: ATP binding; ATP hydrolysis activity; single-stranded DNA binding. The coding region runs from base 71 to 2503 and encodes 810 amino acids. The record is from RefSeq and is a predicted model, not a curated record.
UUCUGACCACUUAAAUCAGCGGCAGCAGCAGAAGCGGCGGCGGCGGGAUCCCUCCCCGAGCGGCCACAGCAUGGCGGCGCCGGCGGGCGGGCUGGAGGAUGCGGAGCUGCGCGAGGCGCAGCGCGACUACCUCGAUUUCCUGGAUGAUGAGGAAGACCAAGGGAUUUACCAGGGCAAGGUCCGGGACAUGAUCAGUGACAACCAGUGCCGGCUCCUCGUCAACAUCAACGACCUGCGGCGGAAGAACGAGAGGAGAGCCAACAGGCUCUUGAACCAUGCCUUUGAGGAGCUGAUCGCCUUCCAGCGGGCCCUGAAGGAUUUCGUCGCCUCUGUGGACGCCACCUACGCCAAGCAGUACGAGGACUUCUACAUCGGGCUGGAGGGCAGCUUUGGCUCCAAGCACGUGUCCCCACGGACACUGACAGCCUCUUUCCUCAGCUGCAUCGUCUGUGUGGAGGGCAUCGUGACAAAGUGCUCUCUGGUUCGUCCCAAGAUCGUCCGGAGUGUCCAUUAUUGCCCGGCCACCAAGAAGACGAUUGAGCGCCGAUACACCGACAUGACCUCCCUGGAUGCCUUCCCAUCCAGCACCGUCUACCCUACAAAGGAUGAAGAGAACAACCCCCUGGAGACAGAGUUUGGCCUCUCGGUCUACAAGGACCACCAGACCAUCACGAUCCAGGAGAUGCCCGAGAAGGCCCCGGCGGGGCAGCUGCCACGCUCGGUGGAUGUGGUUUUGGAUGAUGACCUGGUGGACACGGUGAAGCCUGGGGACCGUAUCCAGGUGGUGGGGACGUACCGCUGCCUGCCAGGGAAGAAGCAGGGAUACACCUCGGGGACUUUCAGGACUAUCCUCAUCGCCUGCCACGUGAAGCAGAUGAGCAAAGACGUGCGGCCUCUCUACUCUGCUGCUGAUGUGGCCAAGAUCAAGAGAUUCAGCAAGAGCCGCUCCAAGGAUAUCUUUGACCAGUUGGCCAAAUCUCUGGCUCCCAGCAUCCAUGGGCACGAGUACAUCAAGAAGGCCAUUCUCUGCAUGCUGCUCGGAGGGGUGGAGAAGAUCCUGGAGAACGGGAGCCGCAUCCGAGGAGACAUCAACAUCCUGCUGAUAGGAGACCCAUCAGUGGCCAAGUCCCAGCUGCUGCGGUACGUGCUCAGCACAGCACCCCGGGCCAUCCCCACCACGGGCAGGGGCUCCUCCGGCGUUGGCCUGACUGCUGCUGUCACCACGGACCAGGAGACAGGUGAGCGGCGCCUGGAGGCGGGAGCCAUGGUGUUGGCCGACCGGGGCGUGGUGUGCAUCGACGAGUUCGACAAGAUGUCCGACAUCGACCGCACGGCCAUCCACGAGGUGAUGGAGCAGGGCCGCGUCACCAUCGCCAAGGCCGGGAUCCAGGCCCGGCUCAACUCGCGCUGCAGCGUCCUGGCCGCUGCCAACCCCGUCUAUGGCCGGUACGACCAGUACAAGACCCCCAUGGAGAACAUCGGCCUGCAGGACUCUCUGCUCUCCCGCUUCGACCUGCUCUUCAUCGUGCUGGACCAGAUGGACCCCGAGCAGGACAGGGAGAUCUCGGACCACGUCCUGCGGAUGCACCGCUACCGCAACCCCAACGAGCAGGACGGGGAUGCCAUGCCCUUGGGUAGUGCUGUGGAGAUCCUGGCCACGGAUGACCCUGACUUCACGCAGGAGGAGGAGCAGGAGCUCCAGGUGUAUGAGAAACACGAUGACCUCCUGCAUGGGCCCAACCGCCGCAAGGAGAAGAUUGUCAGCAUGCAGUUCAUGAGGAAGUACAUCCACGUAGCCAAGAUGAUCAAGCCCGUGCUGACGGAGGAGGCGGCGAGUUACAUCGCGGAGGAGUAUUCCCGCCUGCGCAGCCAGAGCGAGAUGAACUCGGACAUCGCCAGGACCUCCCCCAUCACGGCCCGGACCCUGGAGACCCUGAUCCGCCUCUCCACAGCCCAUGCCAAGGCCAGGAUGAACAAGACUGUGGAUCUGCAGGAUGCUGAGGCAGCUUUGGAGCUGGUGCAGUUUGCCUACUUCAAAAAGGUGCUGGAGAAGAAGAAACGCAGAAAGACGGUGGAGGAGGACUCAGAGACUGAGAAGGAGGAAGAUGAGGAGUCACAGCCCAAGGAGGAGCGCAGGACGAAGAGGAGGAAGAAGGCACGCACAGAAGGCGAGGGGGGCUCCUACGACCCCUAUGACUUCAGUGACGCCGAGGAGGAGAUGCCACAGGUUCAGGCACACACUCCGAAGACGCCCGAAGCCUCGGCCACUGGGGAAGGGAAGAAGGUGGAGUUGGCUGAGCAAAGGUUGAAAGCGUUCAAGGCUGCUCUCCUGGAGGUCUUCAAAGCUUCCCACGCCCAGUCUGUGGGUCUGAAGAACGUGAUGGAGUCCAUCAACCGCGACAACCCCGAGCCCUUCUCGCUGGCCGAGGUGAAGGGGGCCUUGGCCCACAUGCAGGAUGAAAACCAGAUCAUGGUGUCUGAUGACAUUGUCUUCUUAAUCUGAGCCUCUGGGUGGAAGAUCCCAAGUUUUUGUGGACUCUCAGUCCGGAGACUCUCUGUGUUUGCCUUCAGCUCUCUCCUGAAACCUUCAUCUGGCUGAGCUGGACUUUGGGGAGCUCAGGUCUCUGCACUUCCUUGCUGUGCACUGCUGGCACAAAAGAAGAAGAGCCAGGAGCUCUGGAAGUUGUUGCUGUCUUCAAACUGGAGCAUUUGGGAAGAGGUUUGUUUCUGCAAGGAGGUGAAAGGAAAAAUCUAAGAGCAAAUUAUCAGUGUUCUUAAUGUAUUGUGUUUAGAUUUGGUGGCUUUUUGGUGGAUUUUUAAAAAAUAAAUCUGGAUUUAGGAAUCCAAUAUUCCAUAGUGGUGGUGAGAAGCAAUGUGAGAGCUCCACUACUAGUGAAGCUUUUAUUUUUCCCUUUUUUUUUCCCCAACUGUAUAGCCUAGAUCUGCUUGUCUCACAGGGAAAGAUGCCUAAUGCCUGUCUUGUUGGUUCUGCUUUUCCCACCCAUCUUGUGGAGGAUGAUUCCUGGUGCUGGAGGGACAGGUAUGGUCUGACCUGCUCCACUGCCCAUGGUCAGCUUUAUUUCUGGAUUUCACACCCCUGGUGGGAGUUUUGACCCCAGGAAAGGACAUGGGUGUUCAGAGUUUGCCCAGGGAAUGUGUUUCUGGCACAGAUGGGUUCCAUCUCCAGCUGCUCCUCCUUUCAACCUGGAAUCAUUCCCUGGGGAUGGGUUUCAAGAAAAGCUGACCCCACAGUCAGACCAGUCUCUGCUGCUUGUGAUCCAGUGCUGCUGAAGGUUUGGGAUUUUCUUUAAUUUCUUUUUUCAUCCUGGUGAGUUUGAGAUGAAGCUUUGGAGAAUCCCCUGAGCAGCACUGUCUGUUUGCUCUUAUCCCUGCCCAUCCCCAGACACCUGCACAGCUCAUGUUCCCUUGUUUCUGGA